AUGGCGACAGGAAGUAAUAGUAGUAGCCAAGAGAGCAAGCAGCCAGGCCCCGAGCUGCCCAAGCAGCUGCCGUUCGAUUUUCUCAAGAAAAUCACCAACGAUUUCGGCCAAGACCGGAAGAUAAGCGGAAGCCCCUUCGGCACACUCUACAAGGGGAUUGUGCCAGAUGACGGCAGAGUGAUUGCCGUGAAGAAACUUCAGGAGAACGCGCCCAUGCCGGCCGAUAAGCAGUUCAACAGAGAGGUCCAGAAUGUGAUGUCUCUCAAGCAUGACAACAUAGUGGAGCUUGUCGGGUUCUGCUGCGAAACGCAGAAGAAACUGGUGCAGUUUGAUAAGAGAUACAUCCAGGCGGACAUCACCGAAAGCUUAAUCUGCUAUGAGUAUUUACCUAAUGGGAGCCUUCAGGAGAAUCUUUUUGAGCCCAAAGGGUCCACUAAACCAGAAAUUGGUUGGGACGUACGCUUCAAAAUAAUCAAGGGGAUUUGCCAAGGCUUACGUUUUCUACACAAGUUGGAUAUUCCCAUUGUCCAUAUGGAUUUGAAGCCUGAGAAUAUACUGUUGGAUGCAAAUAUGGUGCCAAAGAUAGCGGAUUUUGCACUCUCAAGGGUCUUUGGCCAAGAACAAACCAGACUCUGCACGCAAACAGUUGUCGGAUCAUAUGGGUACAUGGCUCCAGAAUAUCUUUACAGAGGUGAAAUAUCAGCCCAGUCAGACAUAUACAGUUUAGGCCUAGUGAUAAUUGAGAUCACCACUGGAGAGCAGAAUCCUCGCGAAAAAGACCAACCAUCUGCAAGAAGUUUUGUUGAUAAAGUGCGUAAAGAAUGGACGCUGGAGAACAUAACAUCCAAAUAUUCAUCACUGGAUCAUGAAAGCCUCCAACAAGUUAAAACAUGCAUUGAUAUCGGGUCAAACUGUGUUGAGAUUGAUAGGACAAAAAGACCUCGCAUAGAAGAAAUUGUUGACUCGCUCAAUGGACUACGUUCAAGCCAAAAGGUUACCGAGGUCUCCCGUCCGCCUACAACUGGCAAGAAGCUAAUGGGCUCCAUUUUUGGUCUGAAGAAAUGA
Triticum turgidum subsp. durum (durum wheat) is the source of this 1065-nucleotide messenger RNA. The record is from the annotation of a GenBank genome assembly. Lineage: Eukaryota; Viridiplantae; Streptophyta; Magnoliopsida; Poales; Poaceae.